CCUAGGGCGCCCAGCGCUGACGCGAUUCUAACGCGACCCCGGAAGCGCGCGGCGGGCCGUGGGUGGGUGCAGGUGGCGGUCCCGGAGGCGGCCCCGUGAGGGCUGAGCUGCCCCUCCCAGGAACCGAGCGGGGUGGGCUCGGUCCCACGCGCACCAUGGUCGAGUGCCUAGGCCUGUCUGUGAGCGCGGGCCUAGCGUGGAUGGGAUGAGCACUACACAGCUCCAAGUUACGGGAUUGAAACUCUUGGAAUAAACCCAGGGCAGCCCUGGGGCUGUGUUGAUUGCUUGUCUCCCUCCCUCCCAGCAUUUACAGAAAAGACGCAUUUAUAGGAAGGACGUACGGGCAGGUCCAGCAGAGCCCUUGCAAGCAUUUCAGCCUUUUAGAAAUCAGGUUUCUUGCACGUCUGACAUGGAUGGACCCAGCUAGAUGUCUUGCCAAGGCUCCUGUGGCCCCACUCAGAAGCCAUGCAGCACAAAAGGACCAAAAGGACAGCUAGAUUUCAUCUGGCACCCAACCAAUCAGCACUCUCCAUACCUCAGCCCCCUGCUCACCAAACUACCUUUGAAAAACCCCUAACCUGUAAGCCUUCAGUUGUAACCGAGCAGCUCAGCAGCUGUGAAUCCAAAAUACCUGAGACAGGUCUGAAUCAGCUUAGAAAGUUUAUUUCGUCGAAGUUAAGGACGAGCCCAUGACACAGCCUCAGGGGAUCCUGACAACACAUGCCCAAGGUGACUGGGGCACAGCUUGCUUUCAUACAUUUUUAGGGAGACAUGAGACAUCAAUCAAUAUGUGUAAGAUGGAAAAAGAAGAGAAAAAGAAAAAAGCAACCACCCCGUGUGUUUCUAGAACCCCCAGUGUAGCAAGCUGGAGGGAGGACUGUCCUGAGGGCAGCAGGCCUGGUUGCAGCUGGCGUGGAGGUCCCAGGAUGGAGCCCUCGGCCCUGAGGAAAGCUGGCUCCGAGCAGGAGGAGGGCUUUGUGGGGCCGCCCAGGAGGGUCGCUGACCUGGGGAUGGUCUCCAAUCUCCGGCGCAGCAACAGCAGCCUCUUCAAGGGCUGGAGGCCGCAGUGCCCCUUUGGCAACGACAAGCAAGAAAGCCUCAGUUCAUGGAUUCCUGAAAACAUCAAGAAGAAAGAAUGCGUGUAUUUUGUGGAAAGUUCCAAACUGUCUGAUGCUGGGAAGGUGGUGUGUCAGUGUGGCUACACGCGUGAGCAGCACCUGGAGGAGGCUACCAAGCCCGACACCUUCCAGGGCACACAGUGGGACCCAAAGAAACAUGUCCAGGAGAUGCCAACAGAUGCCUUCGGUGACAUCGUCUUCACAGGCCUGAGCCAGGAGGUGAAGAAGUAUGUUAGAGUCUCCCAGGACACGCCCUCCAGCACGAUCUACCACCUCAUGACCCAGCACUGGGGUCUGGACGUCCCCAACCUCCUGAUCUCAGUGACCGGGGGGGCCAAGAACUUCAACAUGAAGCCGCGGCUGAAGAGCAUUUUCCGCAGAGGCCUGGUCAAGGUGGCUCAGACCACAGGGGCCUGGAUCAUCACGGGGGGGUCCCACGCCGGCGUCAUGAAGCAGGUGGGCGAGGCGGUGCGGGACUUCAGCCUGAGCAGCAGCUACAAGGAAGGUGAGGUCAUCACCAUCGGAGUCGCCACCUGGGGCACCGUCCACCGCCGGGAGGGCCUGAUCCAUCCCACGGGCAGCUUCCCUGCUGAGUACAUACUGGAUGAGGACGGCCAAGGGAACCUGACCUGCCUAGACAGCAACCACUCUCACUUCAUCCUCGUGGACGACGGGACCCACGGCCAGUAUGGGGUGGAGAUUCCUCUGAGGACCAGGCUGGAGAAGUUCAUAUCGGAGCAGACCAAGGAAAGAGGAGGUGUGGCCAUCAAGAUCCCCAUCGUGUGUGUGGUGCUGGAGGGCGGCCCGGGCACGUUGCAGACCAUCUACAACGCCACCACCAACGGCACUCCUUGUGUGGUCGUGGAGGGCUCGGGCCGUGUGGCCGAUGUCAUUGCCCAGGUGGCCAACCUGCCUGUCUCGGACAUCACCGUCUCCCUGAUCCAGCAGAAACUGAGCGUGUUCUUCCAGGAGAUGUUUGAGACCUUCACGGAAAGCAGGAUUGUCGAGUGGACCAAAAAGAUCCAAGAUAUUGUCCGGAGGCGGCAGCUGCUGACUGUCUUCCGGGAAGGCAAGGAUGGUCAGCAGGAUGUGGAUGUGGCCAUCCUGCAGGCCUUGCUGAAAGCCUCCCGGAGCCAAGACCACUUUGGCCAUGAGAACUGGGACCACCAGCUGAAAUUGGCAGUGGCAUGGAAUCGCGUGGACAUUGCCCGCAGUGAGAUCUUCACGGAUGAGUGGCAGUGGAAGCCUUCAGAUCUGCACCCUAUGAUGACGGCUGCCCUCAUCUCCAACAAGCCUGAGUUCGUGAAGCUCUUCCUGGAGAACGGGGUGCAGCUGAAGGAGUUCGUCACCUGGGAUACCUUGCUUUAUCUGUAUGAGAACCUGGAGCCCUCCUGCCUGUUCCACAGCAAGCUGCAGAAGGUGCUGGCGGAAGAGCCCGAGCGCCUGGCUUGCACACCUGCUGCACCCCGCCUGCAGAUGCACCACGUGGCCCAGGUGCUGCGGGAGCUGCUGGGGGACUUCACACAGCCGCUCUACCCCUGGCCCCAGCACAGCGACCGGCCUCGGCUCCUGCUGCCUGUGCCCCACAUCAAGCUCAACGUGCAGGGAGUGAGCCUCCGGUCCCUCUACAAGCGUUCCUCAGGCCAUGUGACCUUCACCAUGGACCCCGUCCGUGACCUUCUCAUUUGGGCCAUCGUCCAGAACCGUCGGGAGCUGGCAGGAAUCAUCUGGGCUCAGAGCCAGGACUGCAUCGCAGGGGCCUUGGCCUGCAGCAAGAUCCUGAAGGAGCUGUCCAAGGAGGAGGAGGACACAGACAGCUCAGAGGAGAUGCUGGCACUGGCAGAGGAGUGUGAGCACAGAGCCAUCGGGGUCUUCACUGAAUGUUACCGGAAGGACGAAGAGAGAGCCCAGAAACUGCUCGUCCGCGUGUCCGAGGCCUGGGGGAAGACCACCUGCCUGCAGCUCGCCCUGGAGGCCAAGGACAUGAAGUUUGUGUCUCACGGAGGCGUCCAGGCCUUCCUGACCAAGGUGUGGUGGGGCCAGCUCUGCGUGGACAACGGGCUGUGGCGUGUGACCCUGUGCAUGCUGGCCUUCCCGCUGCUCCUCACCGGCCUCAUCUCCUUCAGAGAGAAGAGGCUGCAGGGGGUAAGCAGCCCCGUGGCCCGCGCCCGCGCCUUCUUCACCGCACCCGUGGUCGUCUUCCACCUGAACAUCCUCUCCUACUUCGCCUUCCUCUGCCUGUUCGCCUAUGUGCUCAUGGUGGACUUCCAGCCCACGCCCUCCUGGUGUGAGUGUGCCAUCUACCUCUGGCUGUUCUCCUUGGUGUGCGAGGAGACGCGGCAGUUCUUCUAUGACCCUGAUGAGUACGGGCUGAUGAAGAAGGCAGCCUUGUACUUCAGUGACUUCUGGAAUAAGCUGGACGUCGGUGCAAUCUUGCUCUUCGUGGCAGGGCUGACCUGCAGGCUCAUCCCGGCGACGUUGUAUCCCGGGCGCGUCAUCCUCUCUCUGGACUUCAUCCUGUUCUGUCUCCGGCUCAUGCACAUUUUUACCGUCAGUAAGACGCUGGGGCCCAAGAUCAUCAUUGUGAAGCGGAUGAUGAAGGAUGUCUUCUUCUUCCUCUUCCUGCUGGCUGUGUGGGUGGUGUCCUUUGGGGUGGCCAAGCAGGCCAUCCUCAUCCACAACGAGCGCCGGGUGGACUGGCUGUUCCGAGGGGCCGUCUACCACUCCUACCUCACCAUCUUCGGGCAGAUCCCGGGCUACAUCGACGGCGUGAACUUCAACCCGGAGCACUGCAGCCCCAAUGGCACCGACCCCUACAAACCCAAGUGCCCCGAGAGUGACGUGACACAGCAGAGGCCCGCCUUCCCCGAGUGGCUGACGGUCCUCCUGCUCUGCCUCUACCUGCUCUUCACCAACAUCCUGCUGCUCAACCUCCUCAUCGCCAUGUUCAACUACACCUUCCAGCAGGUGCAGGAGCACACGGACCAGAUCUGGAAGUUCCAGCGUCAUGACCUGAUUGAGGAGUACCACAGCCGCCCCGCCGCACCACCCCCCUUCAUCCUCCUCAGCCACCUGCAGCUCUUCAUCAAGAGGGUGAUCCUGAAGACUCCGGCCAAGAGGCACAAGCAGCUCAAGAACAAACUGGAGAAGAACGAGGAGGCGGCCCUGCUCUCCUGGGAGAUCUACCUGAAGGAGAACUACCUGCAGAAUCAGCAGUUCCAGCAAAAGCAGAGGCCCGAGCAGAAGAUCGAGGACAUCAGCAAUAAGAACCCCAUGGGCCGGACGGGACUGCGUGGGCGGGGGAGCCUCAGCUGCUUUGGACCCAACCACACGCUGUACUCCAUGGUCACGCGGUGGAGGCGGAAUGAGGAUGGAGCCAUCUGCAGGAAGAGCAUAAAGAAGAUGCUGGAAGUGCUGGUGGUGAAGCUCCCUCUCUCUGAGCACUGGGCCCUGCCUGGGGGCUCCCGGGAGCCAGGGGAGACGCUGCCUCAGAAGCUGAAGCGGAUCCUCCGGCAGGAACACUGGCUGGCUUUUGAGAACUUGCUACCGCGCGGCACAGAGGUGUACAAAGGCUACAUGGACGACCCGAGGAACACGGACAAUGCCUGGAUCGAGACGGUGGCCAUCAGCAUCCACUUCCAGGACCAGAACGACGUGGAACUGAACAGGCUGAACUCUAACCUGCACGCCUGCGACUCGGGGGCCUCCAUCCGAUGGCAGGUGGUGGACAGGCGCAUCCCACUAUAUGCGAACCACAAGACCCUCCUCCAGAAGGUGGCAGCUGAAUUUGGGGCUCACUACUGACUGUCCACUCAGGCCAGGCAGCUGCAGUCCGUGGACGGUCCCCCCGGAAACCAGGGCUUCUCUCUCCCGAGCCUGUCCAGGCCUUAGGCUAAUCCUGGGCCCUGCCCAGGAUGGGGUUUGGUGGACCCACUGCCCCUCAUGACCGCCGCAAGAUACCACAGACGACCUCAUGAACUGGAUGGGGUCAGGGUGACCUGGGAGGAGAGCUCAAGACAGGGCACAGGCCACUCGGAGUUGAGGGGCCCUUGGGACCUGUGGCCAUCAGGUGAGGGGCUGGGCCUGUGCUGGGCCCUUGGCCAGAAUUCACUCCCUGCCUGGCUGUGUCACCCCAAGCAGCUCAUCCACCAUGGAGGUUACUGGCCUAAGGCAACUUCCCUGGAGAGUCGGGGUCCUCUGUGGCCCCCUCGGGCCUAUGCCUGUGAGGAAGGUGCCCUGCCACUCUGCCCAAGAGAGCCUCCAUGUUUCAAGGUGACUCAACACGGAUGCUUGCCUGGCCUGGGGGCACCGUAUGAACUCCUGGCUGUCAGGAUAAGCUCCGUGGGGGGACAGGAGCCCAGGCCUGUGAAGAGACACACAGGGCCCCUGCCAGGGUUAGCCCCAGGGACCCUGGGAGGAGGCUGCAGCAGCUCUCCCUCCCCACUACCUGGGAGCUACGUGCUGGCCACGCCCAGGAAGGAGGGACGGUGUGGGCAGGAGGUGGAGACCUCAUGGUCAGGGCCCUCAGGAUGGGGAAUGUGGUAAAACCCAAGAUGUUAAAUCAUCUGCCAUCUCAG
Rhinopithecus roxellana (golden snub-nosed monkey) is the source of this 5695-nucleotide messenger RNA. It is a transcript of the gene TRPM2, whose product is annotated as transient receptor potential cation channel subfamily M member 2. The record is from RefSeq and is a predicted model, not a curated record. Bases 690 to 4922 code for a protein of 1410 amino acids. Gene Ontology annotation, biological process: calcium ion transmembrane transport. NCBI's taxonomy places the organism in Eukaryota, Metazoa, Chordata, Mammalia, Primates, Cercopithecidae. Gene Ontology annotation, molecular function: ligand-gated calcium channel activity; ADP-ribose diphosphatase activity. The transcript is spliced from 29 exons. Gene Ontology annotation, cellular component: membrane; mitochondrion.